GGAUAGUUAUUUCUGACUCAGGUUGGUAAGACCGAGUACGUUUCUGGUUGCUUCGAGCGGACACGGUAUUCCUCGCAGGGUGUAUCUCGUGGAAGCUGCUGGAGGCGACGGCGGCGAGCAGGAUGGAGUUCUUGAUGCAGCCAAUACACAUCAGAUCCGCUUUCUUGGAGGAAGUUGGGGAAAGUUUGAUGCCUCUAUCAGCGUCGGCGGAGCGGCUUACGGCGGAGCCGCCUGUGGAGGAUAUGCUGAUGGAGGAUGAGUUCGGGUUGACGGGAGUGGUUUGCGUGGAGCCCCAAGCGGCUAUGUCGCCUGACGACCAGAUCUUGCCGCACAGCGAAGCUGCUGCGGAGAGGAGAGAUAACUCACCUCCUACCUGUGAGAUGUCGACAGGGAAGAUGAAUCCACGGGCGCCUGGGUGGACAAUGAGCGUGAUAACGCCCACUACUGGGACAAGCUUCGACUCAGUGGGGGAGGCCUAUGAUUUCUAUAAUUUGUAUUCGUGGGAGAAAGGUUUUGGGAUACGUUAUGGGAAGAGCCGGCUAAAUGUCGAGAGGACGAAAUGUAUGCAAGAAAUAGUUUGUGGCUGCUCGGGGAAAGCGGGUGUUGAGAACACAAGGUCAUGUCGGUGUGAGUGCCCUGCUCUGAUAAGGCUAUUGCGUGCGGAGGACAACGGAUGGUACAUCGCAGAGCAUAGAGAUACGCACAACCACUCGUUGUCCCCCAAUUACGGUGAAACAAUGCAUUGGCCAUCGCACAAACACAAAGAUGUUUACACGCGAGACCUUGUGAAAAAAUUGAGGGAGAACAACGUGAAUUUGGCGAAGGUUUAUAGUAUUAUUGGAGGUUUCUUCGGUUCGAUGGAGAAUGUGCCUUUCACGAAGAGGUCUUUGCGUACCCUAUGUGGUCAGAUUAACAGGGACCACGCGGAGGACGAUGUGAGGAAGACGAUGGAUGUAUUUGCGGAGAUUGGAGCUAAGGAUCCUCAUUUUACAUACAGAGUCCAGGCUGACAGUGAUGGUAGGAUAAAGAACCUGAUGUGGGCAUCGGGCAGCAGCAGGCUUCAGUACUCGUUCUUUGGCAACGUCAUAACCUUCGACACAACUUACCGGACGAACCUUUAUGACAUGCCGUUUGGGCUCUUUGUUGGUGUGAACAACCACUUCCAAAGUGUUAUUAUGGCGGGCGUGCUCAUUUGUGACGAGACAGAGGAUAGCUUUGUGUGGUUUUUUUUUCUGAAUUCAUUAGGAUGGUGGGAGGCACUCCACCCAUGACGAUACUGACAGACCAGAACCGUGCUAUGGAGCUGGCUAUAAAGAGGGUUAUGCCAAAUGCAGCACACAG
Messenger RNA from Hordeum vulgare subsp. vulgare (domesticated barley), 1341 nucleotides. RefSeq names its product protein FAR1-RELATED SEQUENCE 5-like. The record is from RefSeq and is a predicted model, not a curated record. The coding region runs from base 123 to 1271 and encodes 382 amino acids. The transcript has 5 exons. NCBI's taxonomy places the organism in Eukaryota, Viridiplantae, Streptophyta, Magnoliopsida, Poales, Poaceae.